Molecule: messenger RNA, 1023 nt
Organism: Pichia kudriavzevii
Lineage: Eukaryota; Fungi; Ascomycota; Pichiomycetes; Pichiales; Pichiaceae
Exons: 1
Coding region: 1-1023 (340 amino acids)
Biological process (GO): DNA repair; DNA-templated DNA replication
Cellular component (GO): nucleus; Elg1 RFC-like complex; DNA replication factor C complex
Molecular function (GO): DNA clamp loader activity; ATP hydrolysis activity; ATP binding
Source: RefSeq, a predicted model, not a curated record
AUGAGUUUCCCCUUAGAUCUUGAGCUGCCCUGGGUGGAGAAGUACCGUCCAGUGACGUUGGACGAAGUUGUUGGGAACAAGGAGACGAUUAGGGCGUUGAAGAGGAUGGCCAUUGACGGGAACCUACCGCAUCUCAUCAUCAGCGGGAUGCCAGGGAUUGGCAAGACGACUGCGGUGCUGUGUCUUGCGAGGGAGCUGUUUGAUGGGGAUGUGAAGGUGAUGAGGGAGGCCGUGCUAGAAUUGAAUGCUAGUGAUGACAGAGGGAUUGAAGUUGUUCGAAACAUGAUCAAGACUUUUGCUCAAAAGAAGGUCAACCUAAGACAUAACCGACACAAGAUUGUCAUAUUAGAUGAGGCAGAUUCAAUUACUGCCAGUGCACAACAGGCAUUGAGACGAACCAUGGAGAUCUAUUCCAAUAGCACCAGGUUUGUCUUCUCGUGUAAUCAAUCCAGCAAGAUCAUCGAGCCAUUACAAUCGAGAUGUUCCAUUUUACGCUUUAACAAGCUCAACGACGAGGAUGUUCUAGCCAAUUUGAACCGUAUCAUUAAGGGGGAGAAAAUAGAGACAGUUACAGAUGAUGGGUUGAGUGCCUUAAUCUUCACCAGUGAUGGAGACAUGCGCCAGGCAGUCAACAAUCUACAGAGCGUCUACUAUGGGUUCCAUAUGGUGAACUCGGAGAAUGUCUUUAAGAUUGUCGAUACUCCCAAUCCUUUGCUUGUGCGUCGCAUGUUACAACAGGCACUCUUGGGGGACAUUGACGGCGCUUUAGCAGUACUACAAGGGCUAUGGGGGAAAGGGUACUCUGCAGUGGACAUUGUCAAUGUGUGUUUCCGUGUGAGCAAGACCCUAGAUAUUGCCAAUAAUACUAAUAGUAGUACUAAUAGUAAUAACAAGAUAGAUCAUGAGAGUGUAUUAUCUGUUUUGAGGUUAGUUGGAGAGUGUCAGUUGCGUUUAGUUGAGGGCGUUUCAACGUAUUUGCAGCUUGCGGCGUUGAUGGCGCGACUUUCAGAGAUUUCUAAUUAG